Molecule: messenger RNA, 896 nt
Organism: Culicoides brevitarsis
Lineage: Eukaryota; Metazoa; Arthropoda; Insecta; Diptera; Ceratopogonidae
Product: ninjurin-1
Exons: 4
Coding region: 404-757 (117 amino acids)
Biological process (GO): cell adhesion; tissue regeneration
Cellular component (GO): membrane
Source: RefSeq, a predicted model, not a curated record
UCCUGAAAAAAAUGGAUCAAAAGUCACUUUCUUUCUUUCCAUUGUUUCGUCACUCCACAAUCCAUUCCUAUAAUUGCCCAACAUAUUUGCGUAGAUGUUAUCAGUAAUAAAUAGUAUUACCUGACACGAAUGCAUUUCCAACCAAGUAACUUUUUUUCCAAGGAAUUUCCUUUGUCUGUCCCGUAAGUAGGUACAACCAAAGUGCGCCUCGUACAAAUUGCUCUUUCCAUGCGUAACUAUGACAAUCGUCAAUAAAUAACUUGUCUAGACGGGAAAACUUCAGUAGUUCAUUUUCACCUGCGUUUCAGUCAAGAGCUUUCUAGUUAAAGUGAAUUGAUUUUUUUAUUGUGCCUCGUGCCACAUAAUAGUUCAGAUCAGUUCUAGAACAGCCAAUUUAACAUCAAUGGAUGCCAACAGAUAUGCCACGAAAAAGACGAUAGCCCAAGGGAUGUUGGAUAUCGCUCUUUUGACAGCCAAUGCGAGUCAAUUGAAGUACAUCCUUCAAGUUGGAGAGAAACAUGAAUUUUAUACCCUCAUGUUGACCUUGAUCACGAUUUCGAUCAUCCUGCAAGUUGCCGCUGCGGUAUUAGGCAUCAUUUUAACUCAAAUGCAAAAUCGCGGCAAUCACGUCGUCGCAAAUCGCUUGAAUCACAUUUCGUUAGCGCUCGUUGUGCUGCUAAUGUUUUGUCAUGUCAUUAGUUUAAACUUUGGACUCGAUCCGGCAGUGCAUUACAACGCUACAAAGAAAGAAUUGUAAAAAAAAAAUAUUUGAAAUAUUUUGUUGUAAUGAACGUUAAUUAUCGCCCAAGGCUUAAUUUGUAUUUUCCUCGGCACCCAAGAUAUUAAUAACUCGGAGCACCAUGAAAAGGCAGAUUUGGGGCAAAAUAUCUCUUUGG